Molecule: messenger RNA, 2573 nt
Organism: Lolium rigidum
Lineage: Eukaryota; Viridiplantae; Streptophyta; Magnoliopsida; Poales; Poaceae
Product: U-box domain-containing protein 34-like
Exons: 9
Coding region: 1-2316 (771 amino acids)
Biological process (GO): protein ubiquitination; protein phosphorylation
Molecular function (GO): ATP binding; protein kinase activity; ubiquitin-protein transferase activity
Source: RefSeq, a predicted model, not a curated record
AUGGCCUCCUCGGCCGCCGGCGGAGACCCAGUGGCGGUCGCCGUGGCCGUGCGCGGGGACGGCCGCGCCAGCCGCCGGGCCGCCAGGUGGGCCGCCGCCAACCUCGCCACCGUGCCCGGCCGCGUCGCGCUCGUCCAUGUCAUCCCGCCCGUCUACUUCGUUCCCUCCCCCACGGGGGAGAGGGUGCCGGUGGAGAGGAUGGAGGCGGGGGUGGUGGAGAUGUACGCGCAGGACAGGAGGGCGCGCGCGCAGGACGUCUUCCUCCCCUUCCGCCGCCUAUGCGGCCGCAGAAGCGUGGAGACGGUGGUUCUGGAGGGGGACAGCGUCGCGGAGGCGCUGGCGAGGUACGCCGUGGAGUCCGGCGUCCGCAACCUGGUGCUCGGAUCCGCCUCAUUGCCCUGGUUCAGGAGGAUAUUUCGGCUCCAAGAUAUGCCCGCUACUGUUCUAAAAGCCAUGCCGUGUUCCUGCAAUGUAUUUCUUGUGUCCCGGCGCAGAUUAACUAUAAAAUUUGCAAACCAGGCUCAAACAGGCAAGGCAUACACUUGUGUAAGGAUCAAGUCACUUACCCAUAGAUCAUUUUCCCUAAUGAAGAGGAACUGGUCGCAAGAAAAACAAUCAUUACGUGACCUCCCUGAUGACGAGGCACCAAAAUAUUCUGGAGUUAAUAGUUCUGACUCGUGCUCUCAGUUGUCCAGUUCUCUUAGCACUUCUACGAAUGCUGUUAAAAGUUCAGAAAGUCAUGGGAGAUGCCUUUUAGGAAACCUUGGUCGAAAGACACCUGGGAGAAGAAGGGACAAAGAAUUUGAUUCUAUUAGUCAACUGAAAGAAUUUCUUUAUGUAUCCUUGAAAUCAGUUGAAGAGUCUCAACCUAUUGAUGACGUAGCAGAACUGAGGAAGGAGUUGCAGGGUACAGCGACGAUAUAUCAUGAAGGUAGUGAAGAUCUUGUCCAUGCUAAGAAAAAGAUCCAGGUACUUCCUAAUGAGUGCAGUGAAGAUUUGAAGAAGGUGCAAGAUGCAUUACAGAGGGAGGAUUUGAAACAGAUAGAUAAUCGCAAACAUUCCAAAGCUGUUAGAGAAGCUGAGGUGGUGAAAGAGGCAUUCGUUAAUGAGGCUUAUUCCAAGCACGAGGCUGAAAUAGUAGCUAAAAUUAUGACUACUGAGAAGGGAAAGACUGUGGAUGCUCUAUUGUCGACAGAGAAAAGUUGCAGGCGUUACUCGAGACAUGAAAUAGAACUCGCUACUGAUUACUUUUCUGAUGCAAAGAAGAUUGGUGAGGGGGGCUAUGGGAUUGUAUACAGGUGCACCCUUGAUCACACUGAAGUAGCUGUCAAGGUUAUCCAGCAAGAUUCCAGGGACAAGAUUAAUGAGUUCUUUAAAGAGGUUGAGAUUCUAAGUCAGCUUCACCAUCCCAACUUGGUUUUGUUGCUUGGUUUUUGUCCUGAAAUUGGAUGCCUUGUAUAUGAAUACAUGGAGAAUGGAAGUCUAGAAGAUCAACUCAGUAACAAGAAAGGCUGCCAACCACUGCAUUGGUUUCUUCGCUUCCAAAUAAUAUUUGAGGUAGCUCGCGGGCUUGCUUUCUUGCAUGGAACUAAACCAGAGCCCAUUGUGCAUCGUGACCUGAAGCCUGGAAAUAUCUUGCUGGACAAGAACUAUGUAAGCAAAAUAGGCGAUGUAGGUCUGUCGAAGCUCAUAUCGGAUCUUGUACCAGAUGGUUUGACAGAAUACAGAGACACCGUCAUCGCUGGCACACUGUAUUACAUGGACCCCGAGUACCAAUUAACUGGGACGGUUCGUCCGAAAUCGGAUCUUUUUGCUUUGGGGGUCAUCAUUCUUCAACUACUAACCGGAAAGCUUCCGCAUGGGCUGAUAGUUAGUGCAGAAGAGGCGAUCCAAAAAGGAAUGUUUUCUGAUAUACUUGACAAGUCUCAAAGUGAUUGGCCAAUAGCCGAGGCAGAGAUGCUGGCAAAGCUGGGGCUGCAUUGCACGGCGCUAAGAUGCAGGGACAGGCCUAACCUCGAAUCGGAGGUGCUUCCGGAGCUCGAAAAUAUUCUAAGUAGGGUUACCGCUUCUCCUCCAAAGCUAAGAAGCCCAGAUGUAGCUGUGCCAAGCCACUUCAUCUGCCCUAUACUGCAGGAGGUGAUGGAUGAUCCUUACGUUGCUGCUGAUGGGCACACCUAUGAGCACAGGGCAAUCAAAGCUUGGCUCAAGAAACACAAGACCUCCCCAAUUACGAAACGCAGGCUUCCGAAUCUGUCCAUAAUUCGGAGCAAUUCUUUGCAAGAGGCGAUACAGCAAUGGAAGCAGACAUCUAGAUGAUUGAUUUGCUUGUGGUUGUAUAUAUUUCUUUUUUUCGGUUAUGAUUUUUGGUUCCACUGUAAAGAAAGAGAUAACUGUAUAUCAUCGUAGAGAGAAGACUUGGUUCACUAACUGAUUCAUUUUGCCGGCUUACAUUCAGAGCAGGUUCAGCCUAAAUGGCUUCCUGCUAUUAAGAGACAUGAAAUAACUACCGAAUCUGGAGUACCCAAGUGCUAGCGUGACAUGUUUUUUCUUCUUUUGGAAGUUCUACGUAUGAU